AAAAGAAAAGAAAAAAAAGAUAGAAGCACGUUGAUUAGUUCUUGAAAUGGAUAAAGUGGAAAACUUGAUUUGGCUACAGCUACAUCAUUUUGUUUUGAGGUUUUUUAUUGGGCAUCAAUAUUGCUCAGCAUUUUUUAUAGGUGACGCUCUAUAAUUAGUUAACGAUAUUCUCUAAAAAUUAUUUUCUUAAAUUAUAUGAGACCUAACACUUAAUUAUACUAAUAACAAUAUAACACAAAAAAAAAAUACUGAACACUAAUAAUACCUUUUAGAGAUUCUCUUUUGUUUUAUAUACUAUAUAGUGUAAAUUUAGGGAAUUUUACAAAAAUACUGUUUUUGGACCAAAACUUUACAAUUAUAUUGGGACACGGCAAAAACAACAUUUUUACUGCCCCAGCCCAAUUUCAUUACUUUUGUACUGCCCAAGCCCAACAACAUUUCAUUUAUACUGUGAACAAUAAAACACACGGGAAACAACCUGCUUCGUGUGUGGGGAGUCGCCGGAGACGGAAAUCACUAAGAAAAAACCAUUAAAUCCGGCGAAGAGUUUUUUUGUAAAGGAAUCAGAAUUGAAGAACAAGACGUACAGAAAACUGUCCCCCCAAAAUAACAGAGGUAAUGGAACGUCUACCAGUACUCAUCAAGAGCAAUGGACAAUGGAAUGAAGAUCACAAUUAUGUGAACUAUGUGGCUAGUGGAGAAUUCAUACCAACAAAAUGCAAGUACGAAGAGCUACUGCAAAUACUGCUUACUUCAUUGGGUUGCGAAAACACCAGCACAACACUACAAAUACAGUACCAAGCUAAAGAAGGAAUACCACCGAUCAAAAUAUGCAACGAUCGAAGCCUCUACUUUUACUUGGAAUUGAAAAUGAAGGAAACAGAUUUCACUACAUAUCCACUAUGUGUCAACCAGCAAAACAACAACACAACACCUGCUGCAACACCAAAUUCGAUAUCCACAACAACACCGUAUGAAUAUAAUGUGGCAAUGAUCGAAAACAACACAACAACGCUUGAAAACAACAUAACAACAACAGAAUCAUACACAACGGGACAACAAACAGAAGAAGGGGAAAAGUCAGAAACAAUAGAAGAUGAGGAGGACAAAUUCGACAUAAUUGACUAUGCAAAUCUGGUUGCUGAAGAAAUGGUAGAACAACUUGAAAACACCAGUAAAAAACUGGAUCCAGAAAUCAACAUCAACAAUGCAAAGUUAAUAACAGACAAGCAACACCCCGAAGUGGAAAAAGGACAGGCAUACAAAGACAAAGAAACUCUAAAAAAUGUCCUCAGCUACUACGCAAUCAAAAACAACUUUCAAGACAAAGUGUGGAAGUCCCGCUCUCAAGAGUACAAAUUCGAAAUCCUUAACAAAUGCCCUGUUUCCACAAUUUGUACCGAAAUACACAUGUCUGGUAUCUGCAACAGGUUCUCAAAUAUGCACACAUGCCCCAUAAAUAUUAGGCAUGAAGACCAAAGGCAAGCAACAUCGAAACUGAUAGGGGAAUGCAUAAAACCGAAGUUCUUGAACAUAAAGACCAAGGCAACAGCGAUGGACAUAAAAGGGGAGUUGAAAUACAGAUAUGGCAUCAAAAUGAACUAUAUGAAAGCUUGGAGAAGUAAGGAACAUGCAGUAAACGACUUGAGAGGUAAUGCUAGUGACUCGUACAGCCUAAUACCGAGUUUCUUACACAUGGUGGAAAAAACAAACCCUGGAUCGUUUGUCGAUCUGAAAACGGCAGAAGACAACAACUUGCUCUUUGUUUUCAUGGCGUUGGAUGCAUCCAUAAAAGGGUGGGGAGCAUGCAGACCGAUAGUUGUUGUGGACGGAACGUUCCUCAAAGCAGCUUAUGGGGGAACUUUGUUGUGCGCAUGCACACAAGAUGCAGCAGGUCAUAUUUUUCCACUAGCGUUUUGUGUUGCAGAUUCUGAGAAUGACCAAUCUUGGAAAUGA
This is a messenger RNA of Cannabis sativa, 1956 nucleotides long. RefSeq lists its product as uncharacterized. The record is from RefSeq and is a predicted model, not a curated record. The transcript has 4 exons. The coding region runs from base 619 to 1956 and encodes 445 amino acids. NCBI's taxonomy places the organism in Eukaryota, Viridiplantae, Streptophyta, Magnoliopsida, Rosales, Cannabaceae.